Messenger RNA from Drosophila grimshawi, 1950 nucleotides. RefSeq names its product zinc finger protein 391. Gene Ontology annotation, cellular component: chromosome. The transcript is spliced from 7 exons. Gene Ontology annotation, molecular function: chromatin insulator sequence binding. The record is from RefSeq and is a predicted model, not a curated record. Gene Ontology annotation, biological process: regulation of transcription by RNA polymerase II. Bases 236 to 1816 code for a protein of 526 amino acids. NCBI's taxonomy places the organism in Eukaryota, Metazoa, Arthropoda, Insecta, Diptera, Drosophilidae.
GAGUGUAAUAGUGAGUGUUGUUAUUGCAUUGGUUUUUAAAAAAAGAAUACAAGGCAAUUAAGGCAUUUCGGAUGCGUGUAAAUGCUAACCGGUAAAGUUAGCAGCGUUGUUUCCCAAACCCCUUGCUGCUACAUGUGCAACGCCGCCACCGAGAAACAGCAACAACAAAAACAAACAUAGAGGAAGACGCAUCGAGCACGUUGUCCUGCAACUGCCGUCAAACUGGAGCACCGUCAUGGACACCAUUUGUAGGCUGUGCUUCCAGACAGCAACGUUAUUCCAAGUGCCCGGGUAUAGCAUACCAACGUGCGUACGCUGCUCGGAACAGUUGACAAACAAUUCAAACUUUCAUCAGGCGGUACGUGUACAGGACGGCGCGGCUGCUGCUUCUGUGGCAGCCGCUGCGGUAGCUGCUGCUGCUGCGGCCUCAUCAGCAGCUUCUUCCAGUGACGGUGAUGCUGUGGCGGCACAGCUGACGAAUGGCAGCGCUGUCGCCGCUGUCCUACAGUUGCAACAACAGCAGCAGCAACAGCAGCAACAACAACAGCAACAACAACAACAGCAACAACAACAGCAGCAACAACAGCAGCAGCAGCAGCAGCAACAACAACAACAAUUGCAAUCAUCAAGUUCUUCCGAGAAUCUACAAUCGCAGGACGAUUCUGAAGAUGUGGAUCUGAUAUUCAACGAGGAGGGCUCCUGCCCGCUCUGCAAUAAGACGUUCUCACGCAAAUCCUCGCUCAUGACGCACAUACGAAAUCACUCGGCUGAGCGCAAAUUUGUGUGCAGCUACUGCCACAAAGGCUUUACGCAGGCAGCUAAUUUGCGCAACCACGAGCGCAUCCACACAAAUGAUCGGCCGUAUCAGUGCGUUGACUGCGGCAAGACAUUUACCCAAAUCACAAAUCUGAACAAUCAUCGACGUCUUCAUACCGGCGAGCGUCCCUUUGUCUGCAAUGAGCCCGAAUGUGGACGCAGUUUUGCACAGGUGACCAAUCUGAACAAUCACAUGAAGUCACACCACAAGGUGCAGCAGUAUUGCUGCAACGUUUGCAGCAAGAAGUUCACACAGGUCACCUCCCUGAAUCAGCAUCUGCAGGCGCAUGCCGGCGUCACCGGCUACUAUUGCCCUCGAUGUCCGGAGAAGAACUUUAAGCUGCAAUCGCAGCUGCAUACGCACAUGAAGACACAUGGAUUGGCCUUUCCGUACGAGUGCAGCAAGUGCGAUGAGAAAUUUCUACAGCAAUCGCACCUCGAUCAGCAUCUCAAGAUGCACGACGAGUUCAAAUUCAAAUGCGACAUCUGCCCCAGCAGCUUCAAUCAGGAGUCGCUGCUCAAGAAGCAUGUGCAACGCCAUGUCGAGGGUCGCUAUCUCAACUGCCCGGUGGCUAAUUGUGCCGAAUCGUUUGCCGUGCGACAACAUCUCUCCAAACAUUUGCUCACCAAUCACUCACACCACGAGCUGCCGCCGCCGAAGCGCUCCAAAAAGACCAUCACACUGCAAUCGCCGCAACAGCCGCUGGCCAUGAUCGGCCAGCCCCUCUCCCUGCAGCAUACGAGGCAGCGUCGUGGCAGACCGCCGAAGAACAAGAACAAAACCUCACUGGCAGCCACGGCCAUCAAGAUCGAGAUCAACGAGCCGUUACACAGUCAGCACAUCAUCAGCAGUGCCAGCGGACUAUCCAUCCAGCAGCAGAUCAAUCAGCAUAUGCAGCAGCAGGCACAGCAGCAACAGCAGCAGCAACAACAACAGCAGCAACAUCUCCAUUUGCCCAUGGGCCAAGCGGUUAAGGCGCGCUUCAUACCCACUAAAUAGAAAUUAAUGAAACCAACAAAGAAACAGAGAUAGAUAGAUAUAUAUAUAUAGAGAGAAAGAGAGAGAGAGCGAGUGAGAGAGCUGCUCAGUAGCGUUUACGAUCGGUCUGUCGUGAAGUUCACCACCCCCCCCCC